AUGCACGCUAUUAUUCUCAAUGGAAUAAACGUUCCUGUCAACAGUCCUCGGGAAGACUGGGUUUAUGUUGGAGUAUGUCUUCGUGUGAACAUGACAGUAUACUUUAGUGUACGUUAUAUCUGGGUGAUCAAUUCAGUGGACACACGCACACAUAUAAAAGCGCCUCCUCUCCCGUCGCGGCAAGAGGCAUCGACGUCGUCCGAGGAGCGAGUGAACUUGUGCUGCGUCAUGUUGGUCGUCGCGGUGUUCCUGGCGGCGAUCCUGGCGGUGGCCGGGAAGGCCCUCGAUCCUACUGGCGCUGAUGAUCCCGUCCAUGUCUUGGAUCCUUCCAGCCUCGUCGGCCAGCUAAAUGUGUCCCUGUUUGAGAAGCUAAUGUUAAGGACUCUGCCUCAAGCAAUGAUCCCUCUGCACCACAACUGCACCGACUACAGCGAGACGGGCGACUGCGGCCUGGUGGUGGAGAACGAACUGUGCAGCACCGAGUUAUUCUACGCGCGAUACUGCUGCCGCUCCUGCACCCUGGCCAAGCAGAUCCCCACUUACGGGCCUCACCUCAGGCUCACCGCGAAAAUCCCUGUAACUGCCAACAUCACCACUAACACAAGGGAAUUACUUUAUGGCGAGAACCUCACCGUCACCUGCGAGGUCUCUGGGUCUCCGGUGCCUGAAGUGCUGUGGUUUUUGGACGACAGGUACUUCGACGCCAGUGGACAGCCGAAUACAACAGUUGAAGACCUGGGAGGAAUCCUGACGAAGACGAGACGAGAAACUAUCACAAUACCGAACACCAUUUAUACUAAUUAUUUCCACUGCAUCUGUGUAGCCAUGAGCACUGAGGGGCGGCACGAAAGCCACCUAGAUGUUUCUAUCAAAAAGGAUACAGACAUAUCAUUUGAAAUUUUACCGGGAGGGAGAUUAUUUACUCUCACGGAAAGUAUAACUUUGGAGUGUACUGCUAACGGAGUCAGCCUGAAGGAAAUCGGUUGGAAGAUGAAUGACGAGAUCCUCCAGAACUCCGACAGCUAUAAGAUUACUGAGGAUAGGAUUGUGGAAGAUGAAGAGACAAGGAUUCACUCCAACAUCACUUUCCUGCGACCAAAAGUUAUGAACGGCUAUGUACUGUGUUUCGCGACCACUCUCGCCGGGGAUUUCAAGACUACUUCAACACGCUUAAUAGUGAAUGAUAGGGACGUUCACCCAAGCUGCAAAGACAUCGCGGACAGGCAGGAGUGCUUCGACGGCAGGUUCAAGUGCGAAAUAGAUUACGUUAAAUAUUACUGCUGCAGAACUUGCACCCUGGUAGGCGCAAUGCCCGUUGGGCCGCCCCUUCCAAGCAGCGCUAAGGCACCACUGGACGUUUACUUCUGGUUAUACUCCAGGUACACUCACUACGGAGACAAUGUAAUAAUGACCUGUGAUACUUCUGGUUAUCCCGGGAAACAGAAAAUUGUGUGGUAUAAAGGGAACACAAUGAUUCAAGAGACUGACCACCACCGCAUAGAAGAAACGGUGGUGAAGUCACCAAUGUCCUGUGACGUCAGUUCUUCCCUCAUCAUCAUGGGACUGGCAAAGCGCGACUUCGGCAAGUACACGUGCAAAGUGGUCAAUGAUAUCACGGAGUCAGAAUCAAGUGCGAUGUUGCAGAUAUUACGCGACGGAGACAUUUUGUUGCAAGGAUAUGACUAAAAGCCGCAACUGAGAGAAAGAGCUGUUUUUACAGUACGUUUUACGUUGCUGGAAACUAAUUCAGAAUUAAAUGCUCCUUGUUUUACUUUCCUAUGCAAAUUAAAAGUUUUUUUUGUAGCAUUUCCGAAAUCCCUAACAUUUUUUUACACUUUUAUACAUGCUUGCCCUUUACGCGUACAUUAUUGGAACCUGUCGAUAUUUGCAUGCCUGCAAUUUGAUACGAUUUGAUACGCUCCGACCAGCCAAUCAGACCGCGAUAUUUUUCAGGUAUAUUUCACGGAGUCUCAGUUAAGGAUUUAUAUUUUUAUUAAUUACAAAUUGCAUCAUAAGAUUAUUGAUAUAACUUAUUGUUGAAUAAAAUGUCUCUGUGCCUUUUUAUUAGUGCAUCAAAUACAUAUUAUAUGGGUAAGAUUUGAAGUCAAUCAUGACGGUCGCCUUAACAACAUGGUAAGAAUUUCCAACGUGUCCUAGUCAUAUGACGUGCUAUUGACUUCAGUGGGAUGAAUGUCUUUAAAAUCAUUCUUACAUCUAUGAUAUAACCUUACACGUUCGAAAAUAUCAAAGAAAAUGUUGCAUAUCUUGAUUUGUUGAUAUAAUUCAAUCAAUAAGUCAAGUAAAUGCCCGUGAUCAUUGGACUUACCAAGUUGUCUGAUUUGGACACGAAGCUCACUCGCUGUGGAUACGAUAAGAUGCAAAACCUUAAACAACUUCCAUUUUUCAUAUGAAGAACUAUGUAUGCAAUAAGGAAAAACAUAUUUUGACAGAAUCAGAGAAAUACAUCUAAACUUUCCAAAAUUUAGUGAAGUAGAGAGUAGUGUGUAUAAAUAAUAUAAGUUGCAGAGUAGUGAGGCACUUUUUUCUAUUUUAUUUGAAUCUUCCACAAUAUCUUGCUUGUAAUUAAAAAACAAAAUGAAAAAUAUCCAAAGAAACACAUUGGAGUAUGAAUAUGA
Messenger RNA from Penaeus indicus, 2636 nucleotides. RefSeq lists its product as uncharacterized. Gene Ontology annotation, biological process: homophilic cell-cell adhesion. The record is from RefSeq and is a predicted model, not a curated record. Gene Ontology annotation, cellular component: plasma membrane. The transcript has 10 exons. Lineage: Eukaryota; Metazoa; Arthropoda; Malacostraca; Decapoda; Penaeidae. The coding region runs from base 1 to 1686 and encodes 561 amino acids.